Messenger RNA from Plectropomus leopardus (leopard coralgrouper), 2920 nucleotides. It is a transcript of the gene mfap3l, whose product is annotated as microfibril associated protein 3 like. The record is from RefSeq and is a predicted model, not a curated record. Lineage: Eukaryota; Metazoa; Chordata; Actinopteri; Perciformes; Serranidae.
AGCUCAGUCGCCGGUUACAUAGCGGAUGAGCGGCGGUAGGGGGAGGAUGGAGACACCGGAGAAAUAGCUAACGACACACCAUCGACCCUGGCUCGACAGACCGCGAUAUUUUAAAAACUUUUAGGUUUAUCCACGGACCUUCAAGACUCUGAUGCCUGAAGAAUGGACUACAACAACGGCUCAGUUGGCAGCUUGUGAGAGGUGAGAUGCUUGAAGUCGAAGCGCUGAAUACCAAAUUGCCUUCUUCUACUAUCAAGAGAUAGCCAGUCUGCUGGAUGGAGACGCGGGAGGAAUGACAGAGUCUCUUCCCCCCAGGGUGACACACCGACAGUUGGAGAAAAUGCACUGGGCCGCUGGAUAUGUUUCUCUGGUCCUGGCGUCCCUUAUCGCCUCUCACACCGCCGGGGCCUUAUCGGUGGACACGGACGGAAACCGUACAGAGAGCAGCAACGUGACAGACGGCGGAUCUGUCCCAGUUGUGUUCACUAAAGUGAGCCAGAUAAUUGCCCGGGAGGGGAGCUGCGCGCUGAUUGAUUGCAAUGUCACCGGAGAGCCGUUCCCCAGCGUUCAGUGGUUCAACUCCCAUGGAGACCGUCUGGACACGGAGACGAAUGGAGAGAAGUGGUGGCUGCUGGACUCUGGCGUCCUCAACAUCACCAGCAUCGAGUUUGCAGACCGCGGAAAGUACACCUGCAUGGCGUCAAACGUGCACGGCAGCUCCAACUGCACAGUGACGCUGCGAGUGGUCUUCACUAACGGCGACAUGGGCGUGUACUACAUGGUGGUGUGUCUGGUCACCUUCACCAUCAUCAUGGCGCUGAACGUCACUCGCCUCUGCAUGAUGAGCAGCCACCUGAAGAAGACGGAGAAAGCCAUCAACGAAUUCUUCCGCACCGAGGGCGCCGAGAAGCUGCAGAAAGCCUUCGAGAUCGCCAAGCGAAUCCCCAUCAUCACCUCGGCCAAGACGCUGGAGCUGGCCAAGGUCACGCAGUUCAAGACCAUGGAGUUCGCGCGGUACAUCGAGGAGCUGGCGCGCAGCAUCCCGCUGCCGCCGCUCAUCAUGAACUGCCGCACCUUCAUGGAGGAGAUCCUGGAGGUGGUGGGGGUGGAGGAGAUGAGGCACACCUUCGUCAGGCAGGCGCCCGAGGGAUGCCGGGAGACGGUGAGCAGAGCCAUCGGGGCGAGAGACGUCUUCACCAUCCUGCAGGAGAGGGAGCGAGGGCGGGAGAGGGAGCGCAGCGAGUCCCCCGCCGCCGACUCGGACAACUCCUCCGUUCACGAGCAGCCACAGCACAUUGCCAUCCAGGUGUCGGUCCACCCGCAGCUCGCCAUCGGCGGUUACAUCGAAGCUCCACCUCAGCCAGAAGCCUCCUCGCCUCCUCCUUCCUCCCCACCUCCACAAACUCCUGUCGACCACCAGGAGCAGCCUGAGGCGGAGGGGGAGCAGGACCCGGCUGCGUCCGAACCAACAAAUAAGGCCGCGUCCUGCCAGGUGUUUUACGAGAGCCAUGUGUGACGAAACAAACAAACCCUGGAGGAGCGACGAGUUUUCCUGCUAUGCAUUUCCACUUGAAGACAAAAAAAAAAAGGUCAAACAUUUUUAAUUUCACAUUUUUUGGAGAAACAAUCAUUUUUAUUUAUCUUUUCUGAUGGAACAAUCUCUUAAAACCUUUGUAGGCGGCUCCACCGAGAAUAAAUCGUGAGGUUUUUAGUCACUCAAGCAGGUUUUCUCACUCUGGACUUUCAGGCUUGAAUGUACACGAUGAGGAGGGCGGAUCGAUAUUAUUAUUAAUGUAAGAAGCAGUGAAUUGUAAAGGGACAUUUCCUGUGUUGAGAUUUUCAUAGCUAUUAUUUAAUGAAUUCGGGUGUUUCACUCUCGGGGGGGUAAAAUGAUUUCUCAGUUUUUAGUUUCUUACAGUGCUAGGGUUUUUACGACUAACUCCAGAAAUCUGCCUCAAGCUGCUUUCAUGACGUUUUUUCAAACCAUGAAAGCUAAGCUUCCUUCAUCCACUCAAGAAUUCACAUCCAGCUGCUGUUACAGCCGAUCCGCUGUUAAUGUACGACGUCCCGCUCACCUACAGAUGCAUGCUGGGCUGAAAAAAGAGAGUUUGGUCACCAUUUCAUGAUUGUACGGCCUACUGUGUUUCUACUAAAAAAAAACAAAACAAGUAAGCCGAGUUAAUCUAUGUGUGUACAGUAUAUUUCCUGGGUCUCACACACAGACACACACACACACCUCUGGGUAGUUUUUGUCUGUUUCAUUUGAAAUAUUUUAAGAGUAUUAUUAUAACCCAUCGUGGUGUGAUUUUUGUUUCUCGGCUAAACAUUUUUUUGUCGUCUCCUUUCUCCUCCGUAGAGAAGCGUAGCUUUUUUUCUUCCAUGUGCUGUUUUAGGGUUUUAAUUUCCUUCCAGACCUGAUCUCAGCAUCGUCCUGCUCCUGCAGAGGCUUUACAGUACAGUCGCGUUUCUGCUGCAUGUGAGAGCGGACAGUGGGACUGAAACGACUCUUUUUUUUCUCCCUUUGCUUGGCUAACAGUCCAGUCUGUGGCGGAGAUGAACUGGGUGCUGUUCUGCUUUUACUGGUGCUCUUGAGAUGGCUCUUUUUUUGUAGUGGAAUAAAAUGAAAGUGCUGUGUAAAAAAAAAAAAAAAAAAAAAAAAAAAAGUUUGGCAGUUUGGUCAGUUUUUUUUUCAUCCAUCUGUCUUACAAGCAUCUAACUUUUUAAACCUGUUCAUAAAUGUGUGCAACAUUAAAAAAAUGUGUUGUUUUUGUAGUUAUGAGCAGUUCUGGUAGAAGCCAGACAAACACUGAUAUGUCUACUAUUGUGUUAGUGCCCCACCCACUAUUUUGGGAGAAUUAACACUUUGAAACCUGAGCAAAUGGGCUUGAUUUCUUUCAACAACAAAGGAAGAAGAAAAUGA